Molecule: messenger RNA, 1211 nt
Organism: Pelagomonas calceolata
Lineage: Eukaryota; Pelagophyceae; Pelagomonadales; Pelagomonadaceae
Source: the annotation of a GenBank genome assembly
AGGCGUUCACGACGCCCGACGACGCGUCGAUGACUCCGUCCUGACGCCAGACAUGGAAUUUGGCCGCGGGGCAGAUUGAGGCAAAGCACCGCCGCGCGCGACCUCCUGCACGCGGGGUAGGCGUACUGCUCGUCGCAGACGCUUUUGUAGACGACGUGCAACGUGUGCGCUUGGGAGCCUCGCUGCGCAGGGCCCUAGCAGCUAGGCUUGGACCUCAGCUGCACAAAGAAGAAGGGGCGCCGCGGCGUAGGGGCACCUCUUAAAAAAAGCUGCAAAGAUGUGGGCCGCGCGCCAAGCCGCGAGGACCCUGUCCCAAGCGGCCCGACCCAUCGGCGCCGCCGCGACGGCCGUCGCCGCCGGCGCCGUCGCGUCCUGCAACGAGGACCACAUCGGGGCCCAGGAAUUACAUUGGUCCAACCAUGGGGCACUAGCAGCAUUGGACGCCAAGUCCGUAAGGCGAGGCUUCCAGGUCUAUAAGGAGGUCUGUGCUUCGUGCCACUCGGUCGAACGACUGGCCUUCCGCAAUCUGGUCGAGUACGGCGCCUGGUCCGAGGAGGAGGUCAAGGCCAUGGCCGAGGAGGUGGAGAUUGUGGAUGGGCCCAACGACGAGGGCGAGAUGUUCGAAAGGCCUGGGAAGCUGUCGGACUAUAUGCCCGGGCCGUACGCGAACGAGGAGGCCGGCCGAGCGGCCAACAACGGCGCCUUACCUCCAGACUUAUCACUCAUCGUCAAGGCGCGGCACGGCGGCGCGGACUACAUCUUUUCUCUACUUUCUGGAUAUUGUGAAGCCCCAGCCGGCAAGGCCAUGCUUCCUGGUCUGUAUUACAACCCCUACUUCGCGGGCGGCGCCAUCGGCAUGCCCGCACCGCUCAUGGACGAGCAGGUCGAAUACCCCGACGGCACGCCGGCCACGGUCUCGCAGAUGGCGAAAGAUGUGGCAGUGUUUUUAGCUUGGGUCGCCGAGCCCGAGCACGACGAGCGCAAGAAGGGUGGCUUCCGGUGGAUCACGGCCUUGGGGCUGGCGGCGCUGGUCGCCGGGUAUACGAAACGCUUCCGCUGGGCGAACCUCAAGGCGCGCAAGAUCACGUACCAGUUCUGAGCUUGUCCGUCCCUCUCCCCCCUGACGUCUAACGGACUUAGUAUAUAGACACUUGCGUCGAUGGCGUAUAACGGGAGAUUCGAGGAGGUAUGUGAAACGAGUGGGGCGAGAU